Molecule: messenger RNA, 5358 nt
Organism: Homarus americanus (American lobster)
Lineage: Eukaryota; Metazoa; Arthropoda; Malacostraca; Decapoda; Nephropidae
Gene: wake
Exons: 15
Coding region: 801-5099 (1432 amino acids)
Biological process (GO): signal transduction; establishment of mitotic spindle orientation; regulation of establishment of bipolar cell polarity
Cellular component (GO): spindle
Molecular function (GO): protein binding
Source: RefSeq, a predicted model, not a curated record
AUACUUCCAAUAUCUUCCCAAGCGGUAGUACCUCCCUGUUUGGUAGCUGCCUACUAUGUAUGUAUGUUCACUGUACAUGCGGUAAUUUUUUGGAAAUGAGAAACUGUAUUUGUUAUGGUUAGUCUUUUGAGAGAGAGAGAGAGAGAGAGAGAGAGAGAGAGAGAAUCAUAAUAAUAUUACGUCACACACAAGGUACACGUAUCAGGCAAGACAUUAAUAAUAAUCUUUGGCGCUACCGCUACAUGUUGCAAGGUUCUGGCUGUGACACUUAUCUAGUCAUAAGAUACAGUAGUUGUGAGUAAAUGUCAUUAUGUAAUUUCAUUUCAAGUUUUCGUAGAUGUUCCAUUAACUGUGUAUUUAAUAAACAAAGACGCAAGAAACAGGUGCACGAAACAGUGAAUUUAUAGAAAUGUAUAUGGGUUACGUAUGAAGACAGGUGUGGGCAGAACUGUAGCUACGUACUCUGAUGGUCGACCAUACACGCCAUCACCACCAACGGAGGAGGGAAUGAGGGUGUUAGAGGUGUGAUGAAGGAGAGGUAAGCAAGUUGUGGGGAGGCCGGUCCUGUACAGGAAGCCGGUGUUAUCUGCUGGCACCAAUACCGGACGGACGGACACACACACACACACACUACCGAGCCUCGCCACUAGCCACGCUCAGUGUCUUACUCCAUCUCGUCGCUGCUGCUUCCAUUCCUGCUGCUCACCAGUAACCUUCGGAUCCUUACCUCAGCGCCUUGUAUUAGCGGUACUAUGUGAAAUAUAGUGGCUUUUAGAGUGCAGUAAGCUGUGUCCACCAUCAUGCAGCUGCAGGUCGCAGGUACGCCUCCCGUCAGGAGGCGCAAGAAACCCUUUCUCAAUCUGGCGCAACCUUUCAACUCCCUUCGACGCUCCAUCCGCGCCUCCAUACACUGUGACUUGGUGGCUUCGCCGACGUCGCCGGUGCGCAUGACCAGAUUUAUUGAGACAGGUAGUCCCCCCAUCGUGGAGGAUACUGUGGCACCUGCGUUUCCUAACCUUACCGCCCCCAUCACUGUACCUGACCAAGACUCCUUGUCCGUGGAGUCUAGCCAGGGCUGUGGCAAUAGUCCUACGUCACUGGAAUCUCCACCUACUGUGAGCGUUUCUUCCUCGACCUCGCUAACCUCCUCCGGGCUGUUGCAACAACCAUGUGACGACUCCUCACGUAGGUCGUCCCUCAAGUCAGUGGCCUUUUCGUCGUCCAGUAAAGAAGACAUGGCGUCUCGGUCUCGGGCGCUCAGCUUCACUACCCUCCGUCGGCGUCGCGGCCCCAAGAAUCGCCAGACGCGGUCGACGGAGGUGUCACGGAGAUCAUGGGAGAUGGAAGACUGGGAGAAGGAACUCCUGGAGGUACCCAACCGCCUUAUGUCCCGCCGGAACACCUACGCUAAUGAAAACAUAUCCUCCAAUUCUUUGCCAGUGGGGACGCCUCCACGCACCUCCUACACUCAGCUCCCCGGGGACGCCACGCCCUCCCGCGCCCUCACAUCACAUGAUGCCUUGUCAACGAUGGACGACGUGCUGGUGGACGGACUCAACCCCAGUAAGGCUGACCGUAAGAAGCUUGAGAAGAUCAACAUCCACCUUCACGCACUCUUCGCAGCGGUGGAACAUGGGCAGUCGGAGAAAGCCAAAAACAUCCUCGACAACAACCAGCUGGACAUUAACAGUGUGAACAAGGACGGCUCAAACGUCCUGGAGGUGGCCGUGAUGAACAACCACGUCGCCUUGGCUAAAAUGCUCCAGCAGGCAGGAGCUACGGAGAGUAAUGCAGGGCACUGUUAUGGCGGCACCCAGUGUGUUUGGCCAACAUGGAGGAUGCACACAGUGCCUCUAGUGGCCCAAAAUGGAACCAUGGGUACCAUUGAACAACGCAUCCACCAUCUCAAUGAAUUGGUAAGCACAGCAGAGAGACGCAGAGAAGAACUUGACUCUAAGCUCUCUGGUGGUGCCCCCCAUGGGAGGGAGACGGAACGACAACGGGAACUGUGGGACAGACGUGUCAAGAUGUUACGCACCAUGAAGAUGGGUUUAGAGCAAAUGAAGCCACCAGAUGUUCCCAGCAGAGCAACAGUGGAAGUCAUUGACAGUACACGAGUUCGAGUCACAUUCAGAGAACCUGAAGCAAAAAACUUUGCAAUUACUACAAAAUUCAAAGUUGAAUGGAGUAUGGAUGAAUGGGUCACCAUUGGAGGCAGUCUUGAAAUUUAUGACCUACGUCGCAUGUCAGUAUUUGUAGAUGGUUUAUCACAAGGAAAAAGACAUCAUUUUAGAGUGUGUGCAGGGAAUUUGAAAGACUAUGGACCACCACUGACAACAACCCCAACAGCUGCCAUUCCUUCUAGCUGGCGGGACUCAGACGCCCAGAAACCUCGGCUUGAUGGGCAAGUGGGCAAGCUAGAUGACCUUUUCAACCAAGUUUGUAACUCAAGACCACAACAUGCAGCAGAAAUUAAAGCUAUAGAACCAGGCCAGGAAACACCACUCAAUCUAAGAAAAGCACAAAAGAAGAAAAGUAUUAAAAAUCUCUUCACUCCUGCACCAAAAUUUCAUAGAAAUUUGAAAAAAGGUUCCUACCUUGCCUGCAUAGUUUACUGUGAUGAUAAAGUGCUUGUAACAACAGAAGAAUUUCCUCCAGUUGUUGAAGUAGAUGAUGAUUACAUGGGACAAGCAAGAUCUCAUUUCCAUUGGCUGUUAAAGGUAGCUACAACCUGGGAAGAUGUUAAAUCUCUGAGACAAGACAUGGAUAGAGCGGGAUCCGCAUCUAAUGUUCCAUUCAGAAUAAAACUGCUACAAGCUGCUGCCAACAUGCAGACAACACUUGGCAUUCAGGAUUUGGGUCAAUUUUAUCACAAGCCCAUUGUUGGAAGUAAUGGAACAUUGGUGUUUUGUACGAUGCGACAUGUAAAAAGCACAAAGGUUGUUUCUGCCAUGAAUGUUAAGUGGAUCCCACUCUCUAAACUUAAAGAAAGGAAGAGUACAGCCUCAGGUCAAAGCUCAACCCAGAGUGAUGGUGGGACAUCAGCAGGAGACAUUUUGUUGUCAUCAUUACAAGACCAGAUUCUGUACGAUAAAGUGAGUCGUGUACCAUUACGUCGUGGAUUAUACUUGGGCUACCUCAAAUUGCAGAGUUCUGUGGAUGUUCUUCAGGUGUUAGUACCAGAAAAAACACCUAAUAUGUUUCCACAUGUCAAGAUCAGGGAUAACCCUCAUGUUUCAAGAGAGGAAUGGGAAUGGGUGCAAAGCUUAGAAUUAGCAAGCAUGGAGCAUGUACCUUCAGCAGCACAGCAUGUCUGGCAUUCACAGCUUUGCCAAGCAACACAGCAGCUGUUGAAUCAAUUAGAAGUAGAAGAAGAAGCUCAACACCAACAUAGACUUUACUGUAGAGAAGUGUUAGAGUUAAGUCCAGAUGUGGCUCUUCUCCUUGUUAUGCCACCUGUGGAUGCUGUGUGUUCUGCUCCAGGACAGGAAGAUGCACUCUUCUCCCAACCUAACCUUGCAACUUUACCCCUCCAAAUAUUUGAAAUGAUACAUAUGGGGACAUACCAAAGGGAGUUAAUAGGUAGGUAUGCUCGACUUUCAUACAUUUUGGAGAUGGACACACUGAUGGCACAGCAUGCCAAUCGAGAAGCCUUCAGUCAGGAUGAGAUAAACUGCUCACGGGAUCGUCUGUGGCAGCUCCAGUCCUUUCAGGAACAGCUUGAUGCUACAUGGCGAGGCCUUCGGUGGGUUAUGGAUGCUAUUAGCUAUGCUCGUGAUAAGGCUGCAUCUGGUGCCCCCUUAACUAACUUGCUGUCUUGUUCAUUUCCCUCAACGACUCCUCAGCCAGCAGUGCAACAGUCUACCUCACAUAUGCCUGCUGCAACUUCUCCUGUACAAGACACUCAUAGUUCCAGUGAGUCCCUCCAGCUCGGUGCAGAUAGUAAAAGGUUAAGAAAAGAUGAUGACCUCAGCUUUAGUGUAAAAAAGUCAGAAACACCAAGAAUGCUGAAGUCUAAUACCUCAGAAAACAUACGGGCUACAGUCAAAUGUGAGACAAGGUUUCACAAAUCGAAAACAGCAGAAUGUUUAGUACAUAGUAGUGGGUGUGUUCAUAGUUGUAUCAAAUCUUAUAACUCACUGAAUGAUUGCUUAUUAGACAGUGGAGAACAAAAUGAAAAUGUUCCACUUCUUUCAUGGACACAUGAAAAAAUGGAAUACAGUGGCGAAAGAAAAAUGUACAGUAAAGACCUUCCAACUUCUAGAAGUGAAAAUCAUUUACAACAUUGUGUAGACCAUGGCUACCCUCCCAGAAAGGCCAGUGCUCCAGCGUUUUAUGAUACUCAUGAGGGAUGUUUGAAAUCUAAGUGUUGUACUAGUGAACCAAAAAUAAAUCAGAGUAUUUCUUCAUUAGAAUCUGUAGAGCAAGGGAAGAGAAAAAAAAAUAGUUGUGUUGAUCUUGAAUAUGAAGAAACUAUGGCUUGUAGCAAAUCUCCGACAAGUAGUUGCUUUGAUUUACACCAACGAUAUGGCAGUAACCUUAAUGUUGAUAUGCAAAGGGCAGGGAGUAGUCUCAGCCACGAUUCUGAAGCCUCAUUCUCUAGUAUGACUGCAAGCUUGCGGUCUCUAUCUUCCAAUGAAACUGAAACGGACACUUUAAGUCUCAUGUGCUCAGAGAGUGGGCGAAGUGAAGCAAAGAGUACAGAGGGCGAGGAGCUGGUUGAAGGAGCUGCUCGUAAUGAGGAAUUCACCAUAAUACGGGUGUACGCGGCAUAUCAGACUGGUAUGGCAUCUGGUACCUCUGUUAAAAUUCACAUAACACCUAGAACAACAGCUCGAGAAGUGAUAGACUUAGUAGUGAAACAACUCAAUGUCGCUGUUGUGCUAAAGGGGAAAAGUGGUCCUACGUAUGGAAAUGAUAAGCUCAAAGAUUUCUGCUUGGUGGCUGUGAUUGGUAUGCGUGAACGAUGUUUGCGGGAAGAUUUUAGGCCACUUCAGCUUCAGAACCCAUGGAAAAGAGGCAAACUUUAUGUUCGGCUGAAACAAGAUGUACUGGCUGCCCUUGAGCAGAGUAAUUCACGCCAUUCAGCAUAUCUGUAAGAUCGACCUUCACUGUACAUUCCACCACAUUAUACAUUGUCAUUCUGUACUUUCAAACAUUUAUUUCUCAAUGAGAGUGGAUGGCUAUAUUCCUUCUUCAGAAAAUUUUCAUUCUUAUGUCUCACCUAACUGAAUGCAGUACUGGAGAAAUUUGGAUUAGUAUUUAGGUACAACAGUGUUAUUAGUCCAUUAGGUAAACAUGGUAGAUGUUUGGUGCAAAUUGUUUUCAAGGCCUUUUUUUUUUUUUUUUUUUUUAAAC